This is a messenger RNA of Lolium rigidum, 3401 nucleotides long. RefSeq names its product probable alpha,alpha-trehalose-phosphate synthase [UDP-forming] 7. Gene Ontology annotation, biological process: trehalose biosynthetic process. The transcript is spliced from 3 exons. The record is from RefSeq and is a predicted model, not a curated record. The coding region runs from base 241 to 2964 and encodes 907 amino acids. NCBI's taxonomy places the organism in Eukaryota, Viridiplantae, Streptophyta, Magnoliopsida, Poales, Poaceae. Gene Ontology annotation, molecular function: catalytic activity. Gene Ontology annotation, cellular component: cytosol.
ACCUCUCGCUCGCACACCUCCGGUUUCAUUUCCCAUCCUCCCCACUACCCCCAACUCGAAAACCCACCACUCCUCUCCUCUCCCCCGCCGUCUCUCUCAGAUCAGAUCACACCGCCCGGCCACGAUCCCGGCGGUUCCCGCUCCAAUCCUCCAUUCCGCGAAUCGGAGGGGUGGACUAGUUUAUUUUCUUCCGUAGGGGGGCGCGAAGCUUCAUCUUCUACAUCCGCGCUUGUUUCAGCCAUGAUGUCGCGGUCGUACACCAACCUGCUCGAUCUCGCGGAGGGCAACUUCGCGGCGCUGGGGCCCUCGGGCGGCGGGGGCCGGCGCCGCUCGGGCUCCUUCGGGAUGAAGCGGAUGUCGCGGGUGAUGACGGUGCCGGGCACGCUAUCCGAGCUGGACGGCGAGGACGACUCCGAGCCCGCCGCCACCAACAGCGUCGCCUCCGACGUGCCCUCCUCCGUCUCGGGCGAGCGCCUGCUCGUCGUCUCCAACCAGCUGCCCAUCCUCGCGCGCCGCCGCCCCGACGGCCGCGGCUGGACCUUCUCCUGGGACGACGACUCGCUGCUCCUCCAGCUCCGCGACGGCGUGCCCGACGACAUGGAGGUGCUCUUCGUCGGCGGGGUCCGCGCCGACGUCCCCGCCGCCGAGCAGGACGAGGUGGCGCAGGCGCUCUACGACCGCUUCCGCUGCGCCGCCGUCUUCCUCCCGGAGUCCCUCCACGACCGCUUCUACCACCGCUUCUGCAAGCGCACCCUCUGGCCGCUCUUCCACUACAUGCUCCCCUUCUCCGCCUCCAUCUCCCCACCCUCCCCCUCCUCCACCCCAUCCGACAACGGCCGGUUCGACCGGGGAGCCUGGGAGGCAUACGUGCUCGCCAACAAGUUCUUCUUCGAGAAGGUCGUCGAGGUGAUCAACCCGGAGGACGACUACGUGUGGGUGCACGACUACCACCUCAUGGCGCUGCCCACCUUCCUGCGCCGCCGCUUCAACCGCCUCCGCAUCGGCUUCUUCCUGCACAGCCCCUUCCCCUCCUCCGAGAUCUACCGCACGCUGCCGGUGCGCGAGGAGAUCCUCAAGGCGCUGCUCAACUGCGACCUCAUCGGAUUCCACACCUUCGACUACGCCAGGCACUUCCUCUCCUGCUGCAGCAGGAUGCUCGGCAUCGAGUACCAGUCCAAGCGCGGAUACAUUGGCCUCGAGUACUUUGGCCGCACCGUGGGCAUCAAGAUCAUGCCCGUCGGGGUGCACAUGGACCAGCUGCAGUCCGUGCUCGCCCUGCCCGACAGGCACUGGCGGGUCUCCGAGCUGCAGCAGCAGUUCGAAGGCAAGACCGUGCUGCUCGGCGUCGAUGACAUGGAUAUCUUCAAGGGGAUCAAUCUCAAGCUCCUCGCGUUCGAGAAUCUGCUGAAAACGCACACCAAGUGGCAGGGCCGGGCGGUGCUGGUGCAGAUCGCGAGACCGGUCCGGGGCAAGGGCAAGGAUCUGGAAGCCAUCGAGGCUGAGAUUCGCGAGAGCCACAACAGGAUCAACGCCGAGUUUGGCCACCCAGGGUACAUCCCUGUUGUCCUUAUCGACAGAGAUGUCUCUAGCGUCGAAAAAAGCGCCUUCUUCACCAUAGCAGAGUGCGUGGUGGUGACCGCGGUGAGGGACGGGAUGAACCUGACGCCGUACGAGUACAUUGUCUGCAGGCAGGGGAUAACUGGGUCCGAGUCCUCGUCGUCGGAGGUUUGUGGGCUGAAGAAGAGCAUGCUCGUAGUGUCAGAGUUCAUCGGGUGCUCCCCAUCUCUAAGUGGCGCUAUUCGCGUCAACCCUUGGAACGUAGAGGCCACCGCGGAGGCGAUGAACGAGGCCAUUUCGAUGUCGGAGCAGGAGAAGCAGCUGAGGCACGAGAAGCACUAUCGGUAUGUCAGCACCCACGACGUUGCUUACUGGUCAAAGAGCUUCAUCCAGGACUUGGAGAGGGCUUGCAAGGACCAUUUUAGAAGGACGUGCUGGGGCAUCGGAUUGGGGUUUGGUUUCAGGGUGGUGGCCUUGGACCCUCAUUUCACAAAGCUUAACAUGGAUUCUAUUGUUAUGGCUUACGAGAGGUCAGAGAGCAGGACUAUAUUGCUUGACUAUGACGGAACACUGGUGGCUCAGACUUCCAUCAACAAGGCACCUAGUGCAGAAGUUCUGAGGAUCAUCAAUACCCUCUGCUCAGAUAAGAGGAAUGUUGUUUUUAUUGUCAGCGGGAGAAGCAGGGAUAAAUUGGGAGAAUGGUUCUCCUCGUGCCCUAAGCUGGGUCUUGCAGCAGAACAUGGCUACUUCUUAAGGUGGAGUAGAGAUGAAGAGUGGCAAACGUGCGCCCAGGCUUCGGACUUCGGAUGGAUGGAAAUGGCAGAGCCUGUGAUGAAUUUGUAUACCGAAUCAACUGAUGGAUCCUACAUUGAGACUAAGGAAAGCGCUUUGGUGUGGCACCAUCAGGAUGCUGACUCAGGCUUUGGGUCCUCACAGGCCAAAGAGAUGCUUGAUCACCUGGAGAGUGUAUUAGCAAAUGAACCAGUCUCUGUCAAGAGUGGCCAAUUCAUUGUUGAAGUCAAACCUCAGGGAGUAAGCAAGGGAGUAAUAGCUGAGAAGAUACUGGCAUCAAUGAAGGAGAGAGGAAAGCAGGCCGACUUUGUAUUGUGCAUUGGUGAUGAUAGAUCAGAUGAGGACAUGUUUGAAAACAUUGCUGACAUCAUCAAAAGAGGCAUGGUUGCUCCAAAGACACCAUUGUUUGCAUGCACGGUGGGACAAAAACCAAGCAAAGCCAAAUUCUACUUGGAUGAUACGUUUGAAGUGGCCACCAUGCUUAGCACACUGGCCGAUGCAACAGAUGUUGAACCCAUCACUGGGUUGGCUGAUGAGUUGUCUGCGUCUGUCUCCUCAAUUGAUAUCGGCGCUGAACAAACACAGUCAAGUGAUAGACCUUUCAGGGGAUUGUAGUACAGGGUUUGGUUAAAUCUUCAGAUUAUGACGAUUGAUUCAACAGUCGCUUGUAUUCUGACGGAUAUGAAGUUGGGUACUCAAGCAAUGACUAACACCAGGGCCUACGAUGUGAAGCUACUGCAGAAGCAUGCUCAGACUCUCCAGUCGGGCAAGACAUCAUGAUCCUUUUGCUGCAAAACGUAGGUCCAUAUGUCCAUAGCUGACUCGUCACCUUUAUUUGCACAUUUCUCUUAAUCUUUUACCUUCUGAAGUAAAAUGGAAGGAAAGUGAACUUGUAUGGAAUAUGGAUGAGGUAAUGGUGUUAUAGGAUUGGUACUGCACAUGGGAAAUCAAAGGAGUGCAUCCGCAGCUUGUGAUCCCUUGUUAACAAGUUACACAGUGGUUUCGUUUUUGAAUUCUAAAGUCGUGGUGAUGUGAAUGCUCAGAUUUGUUCA